ACUCAUCACCUGAAACUAAGAACGUCAUUUACAUCACAUCCAUUUCCAGUGGCAGCCAGAAAAUAUCAUCCUGCAGAUAUGGAAGACCAUUUUUCGAAACACAGCAAGAGAAUACUUCAUGCAUUGAACAAACAACGGGAAGACGGUAAAUUUUGUGAUGUUACACUGGACCUGGGUGGCCAUUGCUUAAACGCACACCGUAGUAUCUUGGCAUGUUGUAGUAAUUUCUUCCACAAUAUUUAUGGAGCUGGCACAUCUGCUGAAGUCAAUCUUCCUGAUAGUUGCACUAGUGUCUUGGGCCUUCUGUUUGACUUUAUAUACACAGGUGAACUUCAGUUGACCCAAACAAAUGUCUCUGAAGUGCUCAGUGCAGCAGAACUCCUUUCAAUCCCUGAUGCUGUUCAGGCUUGUCACCAUUAUCAGCAGAAAUUUGUUGAAAAUGAGAGUAGUGAAGAAACUUCAUGCAGCCAAACAACCACUGAAGAUAGAUCUGCAAAAGUACCAAUAGAACCUACCAAACAUUCUGGAGAUGUUGGAGUUCCUGUGAAACAAAUCACUGUCACACAAAUCAGACAUUUUGGCAGAAAGAACAACAGAUGCAAUGAUAAACAAACAGCUAACUUGCUUACUGAGAAGCAGAAAGAUAAAAUAAGAGCCUUUGCUAUUCAGAAAAGGUCUAGAGAAUCGUUGAUCUUCCCAGGAAGCCAAAACUAUAAUCAGGUAAAGGGCAAGGAAAGUGGCUUAAGAGACAACAAUGAGGAGAACAGUCAUGAGACCAUCAAUGGGAACAGCAACUCUACAAUGGAUAUAGAUCUGGUCAAAGUUGAAGAAGAUGAGGAGGAUGAAGAUAUGAAUGACAGAGGAGAACUGGACCAUGACUACAUUCCAGCCAGGCACAUUUGUAAGAAACCGAGAAAAGACACUACACAAGGACUGGACAGACAGAAGCUCAAAGCCUCAGAACCAGCAAACAGAAGGACUGAUCCUGCUGAGUGUCCAACUUGUCAUAAGAAGUUUCUCAGCAAAUAUUACCUCAAAGUUCACAACAGGAAGCAUACAGGAGAGAAACCAUUUAAAUGCACCAAGUGUGGAAAGUGUUACUUCAGGAAAGAAAAUUUACUCAAACACGAGGCCAGGAACUGCGUGACCAGGACAGGCGUGGUUUACACUUGUCAUGAGUGUAGCAAGACAUUUAAAGGGCGGACGGAGUUGAGGAACCACCUGGUAUCUCACACAGGCGAGAUGCCCUUCAAGUGCUCCUCAUGCCCUCAGCAGUUCAUGCAGAAAAAAGACCUGCAAAUUCACAUGAUCAAAUGUCAUGGAGCUCCAAAACCAUACCCGUGCUCCACUUGCUCCAAAUGUUUCCUCACUCGCAGUGACCUGCAUGUGCACGAACUGUCCAGGCACCAGAGGGAGAAGCUGUUUGUGUGCGAGGAAUGUGGUCACAGAGCUUCCACUCGUCAUGGUCUGCAGUUGCACAUAAAAUCCAAGCACAGGAAUGAGCGGCCCUAUGUUUGUGAAUUCUGCAACAGAGGAUUUACGCAGAAGGGGAACCUGAAUGUCCAUCGACGGACACACACGGGCGAGAAGCCCUUCCAGUGCCAUUUAUGUGGGAAAACUUUCAGGAUUCAAGCAAGCUUGGACAAACACAACAGAACUCAUACGGGUGAACGGCCAUUCAGCUGUCAGGUCUGUAGCCAGACCUUUACAGAGAGAGGUCCUCUCCAUCGUCACAUGGCCAGCAAGCAUCAGGAAGGGCGGCCACAUUACUGUGAUAUCUGUGGCAAAACCUUUAAAGCCAUUGAUCAGUUGCGUGUACAUGUGGGGAGGCACAAAGGGGUGAGGAAAUUUGAGUGCAGUGAAUGUGGCUAUAAAUUUACUCGACAGGCUCACUUGAGGCGACACAUGGAGAUUCAUGGACGGGUAGAAAACUACAACCCCCGUCAGCGAAGGUUACGCAACCUGAUCAUCACAGAUGAGAAAGAGGAAGGUGCAGAGAGUGACACAAACACAGGAACAUGCACAACCAGCCUAUCAGACCAGGUCCUAUCCACCACAGCCAUAAAGACUAAUCCGUGCACAGAAACUCCAGAACUUUUACCUCAUAGGUUCACAGGCAUUGGAAGUUAUCAAUUGCAAGAGAAUGUAGAGCUGGCCAUUGGUAUGACAGACAUGUCGCAAGCAACUUCCUAGAGCCUCAAUCAAAAUUUCACCUUCAUUGGAAGGAGAGACAGCUAUCGGACAUCACUGUAGCCCAUCUAAAUAAGUGACAGACAACAUAAAUAGAAAUGCUGGCUGAGUUAUUUUUAUCUUCCGAACGAUCAUGUGGCAUGACUCAAAGAUGACCAAGGAAUGAUCAACGUGUGGUGAGCAACAUUCUACUCAACUGGCAACAAAAACAAUAGGUUGUUGAUUGCAGUUAGAUCUUCGAGUAAAAAAUGUAAAAAUUCCUGAUGAAGGGCUUAUGCUCGAAACGUCGAAUUCUCUAUUCCUGAGAUGCUGCCUAACCUGCUGUGCUUUGACCAGCAACACAUUUGCUGCAGUUAGAUCUUGCAGUGUAGAAAAUAGCUGCUGCAUUUGGUAACCAUAAAAAGGCACUAUGCUUAAGAAAUAAUGGAACAAAAGUACAAAU
Hemiscyllium ocellatum (epaulette shark) is the source of this 2632-nucleotide messenger RNA. It is a transcript of the gene zbtb48, whose product is annotated as zinc finger and BTB domain containing 48. Gene Ontology annotation, cellular component: nucleus. The record is from RefSeq and is a predicted model, not a curated record. Bases 79 to 2193 code for a protein of 704 amino acids. Gene Ontology annotation, molecular function: RNA polymerase II cis-regulatory region sequence-specific DNA binding; DNA-binding transcription factor activity, RNA polymerase II-specific; protein binding. Gene Ontology annotation, biological process: regulation of transcription by RNA polymerase II. The transcript has 11 exons. Lineage: Eukaryota; Metazoa; Chordata; Chondrichthyes; Orectolobiformes; Hemiscylliidae.